AUGAACUCUCUUUGGUCUCCCCCCAACAUCAACGAGGAAGAAGAGGAGAUUACUGUUCCUAAUCCCAACUCUGUUCCUGCUGAUUCCCCAAUGACUGAUAUAUCAGGUACUGCUUUUGAUCCUUUUCGAUCGCAGAUGUUGCUCUCCACUAGGACCUCUUUGGCUGCUCCUGAUGGUCCCAUGUAUCCAUUUGACGUCUUGGCUGAAGCAGGUGCCAUGGAAGGUGGAGACAAGAAGAACGAUGACGAUGAUGAGGAUGAUGAUGAUGAUGACCCAUUCGAUGACCCAAAGAAGAACAACGGAGAUGAUGACGCUGGGAGUGAGUCUCCCAGCAACCUUGACUUCUCCAUUUCCAGUAUGGAUAUUGAACGUGGUAUCCAUAAUAGUGCCAUACAAUAUGUGGCUUUUGAGGCCAUGUACAGCGCUGCAUACGACGUUGUGUAUGGUGCCUGUAUGUGGCCUAGGCUCCUACUCAGCUACUGCCUAGGCAUGUUUGGCUUGAUGCGUAAGAAAAACAAUGACGCUGAUGGACCACUGCCACCGGAAGACAACAACCACGUGCAAGACAUGGCUCUAGCAGCUUCCCAAUCAGCAGCCAUUGGAAUAGGAGCAGGAGUUAUGGCAAGUCAGUCGGCUGCUGCUGGAGCUGGGGCAUCCUCCAUGACAGCAGCUGUCUCGACCCUUUCCACGCCUACCAAGAUUGGCAUCAUUGUGACGGCGGCCAUUACAGUGGCUGCUACUACUGCGGGAAUUGCCGCAGGAAUCAGUGGCGACAGCGACAACAUUGUUGGCCCCUGCGCUGGUAGGAUUGAAGCCACUGACGUCAAGCAAGGUGUGGUGCAAAUCGCCUUUUCUUCAUCAUACAUUAGCAGCACCGUUGACACACCUGCCACCGGCGAAUUGCUCUUACAGAACAAAAAUGAAUUGGAAGAUACUUUUGCCCAAGUCUACAACAAUGUCACUGCGAAUUCUACUAACGGUGGCCUCGUUGAUCCAUGUGAUAUUCCCCGCAUCCCAACUGGUGGUGUCCAGCUGAUGCAGGUUGAGUCUUCUGAAGGGGACAAUUUUACCAAUACCUUUUGGGUUGCCGAUGUUCAUUGCAAUGGAUGCACCGACACAGACCCACUUUUUGGAACCAACACAGAAGGUAGUCCCGAACUUGAUCUUGCGGGGACUGUUGUUGAUGAUUUUGUCGACCAGUUUACUCAAGCUAUACAACCCAUUCUGACUACAAAUGAUCCAACACAAGAAACUGACCCAAUGACCAGCCCACCACAGCCGGAACAACAAGAUCCACCCAAAGAUGUUUUGUUUGUGGCGCUGGUGGAUCCUAUGACAGGAGAGAGACUCCCAGAACAGCCUCAACAGAUGGGACCUGGUGAUAUGAUUGAGGCGAUUCCAAGUUUAGACACAGUUUGGAAUGAAAACACAAUUGAUGCGGAACAAGACAGACUAGUACCAGGUUCUCCUUCUUCGGCUGUUGCAUCUGCUCCAACAACCACCACCAACACAGGGCCGCCUACUGCUACAGAUGCUAAUCUUCCUACCGCAACUACCAGCACAGAGUCAAAGCCUACCCCAACUGCAGCUGCACCCACAAACACUGGAAUCACGGAAUCAAGUUCCAACAAUGAGAUGCCCAAUGUCCCACCAGCAGCAGGAAGUGGAGUAUCCAAUCAGGGAGCCACUAUUGGUCCAACUGUUGUUUCUGGCCAAGCCAGUUCUGUUGCCACCAACCCCAUUGUUACCAAACAACCAAGCGGUAAUGCUGGCACUUUUGCUCCAGCAGCAACAAGUCCAUCAUUCUCAAUGGCCAAUAAAGAUCAAGUUACAACCAAUGACAACCAGCAGCAAGAACCAGGGCCAACCUACAAGCCAAAAUCAUUAGCACCAGCUACAUCAAAUAUCAACCUCAUGUUGCCAUCCUUUGUGAUCUCGGUACCAACAUCAACAUCAGCCAAUGGCAAUACAUCACCAAGUGUGGCUCAGCCAAUGACCCCUUUUAAUGUGGACCAGACCAACACCCAACCCACAGCAAGCGUUCCAGCCCCUAAUCCUAAUCGUCCCACUGAUGUUACCGUUCCCCAGGCACCAAAACAGGCUCCAUCACCUGCAGGCAUUCCAAACAUAGGCCCAGUCAGCCCGAAUGCUAAGAUGCCAACAACAGAGCUAACAACCAGUUCUCCAGCAACCCUUGGAACACCCACAAAAGAUACGCUGACAAUGGUUCCAACAAGCGAGAGGAUGCUAUCACCAGAGACAUGUGCUGGUAUGCAAAUGUUUGCAGGGCCCCGUGCUUCAUCAGGAGUUUGCAACAACAUCAAUAAAGGUGGUGGCAAUGAUCCAUCUUCUUCCCGUGUAUCCAUUUAUCCUACCAUAUCAAGGCCCAACCAUGUCUCCUACCAACCAGACAAUAGAUGA
Messenger RNA from Seminavis robusta, 2421 nucleotides. The record is from the annotation of a GenBank genome assembly. Lineage: Eukaryota; Bacillariophyta; Bacillariophyceae; Naviculales; Naviculaceae.